AUGUCAUUGAAAAUUGGCCAGCGCGUGGAGGUCCCCGUGAAGGAAUGCCAGGGCGUAAUAGCUUACAUUGGUCACCCGGCCUUCGCUCCCGGUAAAUGGAUCGGGGUGAUACUCGACGAACCGAAAGGAAAAAACAAUGGUUCCGUCAAGGGCCAAGUGUACUUUAAGUGCGCGGAGAAUUAUGGCAUGUUCGCGCGUCAGACGCAGCUUAUUCUGCUGGACGAAGCAGGUAAUCGAACAGAACCUGUCAGUCCAUCAUCGGCAGGUAGCAGUGCUACGACACCAGACGACAGUGGUGCUGCUAGAGCCAGGAGUCGCUUAAACAGCAUUAGUACACGUCGAAGGAAUGAGCCUACAGCUGUACGGAGAAAAACAUCUCCUGCGAAUGUUACUCGUCAGCAAUCUGAUAAACUUUCUGGUUCUCGAUUAUCCUUGACUGGAAGUAGAACAUUAUUAAAUGCCCCAAGUACCGAAAGUUUAACUGGAUCGCAACAUGAGCGCAGAGACGGCAGCGAGUCGUUGAUACCAGCACCUACUGCAACUUCAAAACGUGCCUCAUUUAUUGAGAAGUCCCCUAGCACGAGCUCGCCUCCCGGCAAAAAGCCAAAGGCCCAAGAUGAUCACAAUAAUACAGGUUUUGUAGAAACAUUGAAACCGCAAUUCGUGCCCGGUCAGGUGAUGGCAGGUUCGGCAGCGGCUGCGAACCUGGUUGAAGAGAAAUUGUCACAUCUGCAACUCGUGCAAGAAAAUGAUAACUUGAAAUCUCAAGUGCGUGAUCUUACUGAGAAAGUUGAAACGCUACGUGUAAAACGGAUGCAAGACAAGGAAAGAAUGAAAGAUUUCGAAAAGACGAAACUCCAAGUUGAACAGCUUCUUGAGUUUAAAGCUAAAGUCAUGGAGAGUCAAGCAAGUCUCCAAAGAGAACUUCAACGAGCUCGACAAGAAGCUAGAGAAGCUCACGUGGCGAGGGAACAGUUUCAAGAAGAAAUGUCCGAUCUUGCGGAGACAGUGGAAAUGGCUACAUUGGAUAAAGAAAUGGCAGAAGAAAAGGCGGAGACUCUUCAAAUCGAACUGGAACAACUGAAAGAAAAGUUGGAAGAGCAAACAUUGGAUCUGGAGAUAUUACGUACAGAAAUGUCGGAGCGGGCAGCCGGCGGUGGUGCAACAACGGGAGCUUCGAGUUACGAGAUCAAACAAUUGGAACAGCAAAACAACAGGCUGCGUGAGACACUGGUGAAAAUGCGCGAUUUGUCGGCGCACGAGAAACACGAAUUUCAGAAGCUGCAAAAGGACAUGGAUCAGAAAAAGUCGGAGAUUUUAGAGUUGGGACGUACGAAGGAGAAAUUGUCAGCGCGAGUUGAAGAAAUGGAACACCAAAUAGCGGAUCUUCAGGAACAAGUCGAUGCGGCAUUGGGAGCUGAAGAAAUGGUUGAGAUGUUAGGCGAAAAGAAAAUGGCGUUGGAGGAAAAAGUAGCCGAAUUGGAAGAAGCUGUCGCAGACUUGGAAGCUCUACAAGAUAUGUCCGAUCAAUUGGCCGAAUCGUCCAAAGAGUUAGAAUUAGAGCUUCGCGAGGAGUUGGAUCUCGCUCUUGGAGCAGCACGCGAAGCUCAACGACACAGGGACGCCGCACUGGAGACACUCGCGGAUCGCGAACUGACCAUCACUAAAUUCCGUGAACUCACGCAUCAGUUGCAGGAGCAAUGCUUACACCUGCAGCAGCGAGUUCAGUCGACAGAAUCCACGAAAACUAAUAUCCGAGGCGCGGAUCAGCAAUUGGCGGAGAUACUGGACUUCCAGAAAACGUUCGCCGAGACCCGAGCGCAAACCAAGGCAGUCGACUUGGAAUUACGUCGGUUAGACGCCGAAGAGGCGCGAAAUCACGUAUGCUACCUGUUGUCCUUUAUGCCUCCGGCAUUUUUGGCCCGCGGUGGAGAUCACGACGCGAUAUUAAUGCUCUUACUAAUACCGAGAAUGACGCAGAAAACGGAGAUUUUAAUCUCGCAAGUCAGAGAGAAAUAUAGAUCAAUCGAGAAAAUAGACAGAGCUUCUGUAGUAAGGGGUCACUCGGUAGCGCAAUACUCGUUCAGAUCUCGUCUGUGUUCGCACAUGUAUGCCUUGCAAACUACAUUGAGUUGCUUCGAGUCGGUCUUGAGCUCGUGCAGCGCCGAAAUGUUGCUCAAAGCGGGUGCGGCUUAUCCUGAAAUGGCAGCGCAGGAAAAAUCCCUAGAUUCACUAAUCGAGCUAGCUAAGAGAGAUCAGCUGGAUGAAAAUCUGCCGAUGGAUGCGAUUGAAAAGUGUUGUGGAUACUUCGCCACCAUGUUCUCCGUACUCUUUGGUGAGAGUACCGCCAUCAAUCAGGCGCGUUUGAUCGUCAAUGGUACGAGAACUCUGGGCAACACCUGCGAUGCCGUCGCUACCGAUGCAACGGCGAUUAAAACGCUGAUUCAAGGAGAAGGUGGCGAUGUAGCUUUGCUGUGUCAACAUGUCGAGACAACGUGUGAAGUGAUCCAGCAGCACUUGAAAUCGGCUAGAAGACGAGUACCGCGAGAUCACGCUGGUCCAGCGUUUUCUGUGGGCGCCAAUCUCGGAUUAGAUAAAGACUGCAACGAGCAAUUCUCAACGUGCUAUCAGCAUGCCGUAAAAAUGAUCAAGACGCUUCAGAAUCUAUUGAAGAGUGCUCUGCAAGCUAUUACUGAAAAUGGUGAUUUAGACAUGGGACUUACGGCAGAUAAAUUGAAAGAAAUGGCCGCGACGUCCAGCGAAAAGAUAUACGAUACGGAAGAUUUGGGACCUGUGGCCACUAUUAAGGCUAGCUUGACAGUGAUACAACAAUUGGCGGCAAAUCUGGCACAGAAGAUGGCCGAGUGUGAGAACGAAUUGGCUAUAAGUGGACAGGCGCAAAGCCAGUUACAGUCUGCGGAGAAUCAGCCGAUUACACCGAUCAUGGCCAGAGCAAAUGCAGUGCGAAAGGAAUCGGAAGAAACGAAAAUACUUGGCAGGAAACUCGAAGCGAGGGAUAGCGAUAUACGCGAAGUGAAAAUAACUUUGCGGGAGAAACAAGAGGAAUUGUCCGAAAUGAUACUGCGGAAGGAACUGGCCGAAAAGCGUCUUGCGACGCAGCAGCAUGAGCAUGAGAUGAACGUCGACAAGCUAAAGAGGAAAUUAGAAGAGGCACAAAAUCAGUUGAAACGCAAGGAAAAAGAAUUCGAAGAGACGAUGGAUCAUCUGCAAACUGAUAUCGAUAGUUUAGAAACAGAGAAGGGACAAUUGAAGGAAAAGUUGAAAUCAAUCGGCAAGAAAACGAUAUCGGUAUCCGGCACAGACAGCAUGGCAGCAAGUACUUCGAUAACCAGUACUUUGGACAAUAAAUAUUAUGUGCAGGAGAUAAGCGCUCUCAAGGAAGCUUUGAACAAUGAGCAUCAGCAGAGAAAGAAGAUACUAUGCGAUAUCCUACGUCAGAAAUUAGAGAGCUUGGAACCAUUGUCGUUACCGGCGAAUAUCAAGUCACCAGAUUCGACGAUUCAAGAAUUGCGAAAGAAAACUAACAGUCUCGUUAAGGACGUCGAGAAGACACUGGUAUAUCCGACAGUUCCAAAUUUAAGGCGUAAAGUGUCCGAGACAUCCUAUCAUUACUUGUUGGAACGACGAAAAAACAUUAUACAGUUGAAGGAACGAGCGGACGAAUUAGCGGCGCAAGUACGUCGUGAGGCUAUUAAGCGCACGCCAGGUGGUAGAGCCGAAGCAAAUUUCGCUGUAUAUCCGAAUCGUGAGAUGGCGGCGGCAAUGAAGGAACGCAAAUUACUUGUCGCCGAGAUAAAGAUUCCUCACAACGGGCCGCAACAGUCAUUCUCUGUUAAUGUAGGACCGCAAGAGCUUAGGAAAAUUCACGCACUGCUGUACUAUUAAGAAGCCACGCUUUAUUAUUAACAUCUUGAUGAUAAAUUGCAAAAGUAUCAAGAUAUAUCGUGCAAAAGACUAUCCUUUUCUAGCAAUCUUUUCAUCAUAGCGACGUACUCUUUUUGUACUCUGUUGCUGUAUGCUGUCGCGUUUUACGACACGGAGACGCGAUCUAUCUAAUUAUACGUAUUAUUGGAAUAAUUCGGCGUUAACUAGGCUUUUAUACGAAGAAUUUCUUCAAUUCAUCCUUGCUACGUAAAAGGUACAGGGCAGAUCUAGUAAUCUAGUAAUGUGCACUCGUGCAAUGUUUAUUUAUUUACGAUGAGCUACAGCGCGAUGACCGGUGCAUCCCAGCUGAGACUUUUUUUUUUGUUUUUUUUUCCUCGUUCAUUACGUUAUAAACGCAAUGUUAUUUAGUAUUAACAAUUCAGAAGAGAGAAAUCGUGUGCCUCCGCGGCUUUUCCGUAUUAUGUAUAUAUAUGUAUAAUGUCUUUAAGAAUUGUCAAAUAUAUAUAUAUAUAUAUAUGAUCUAAAAAUAUUUACACACACACAAUUAUUCUUGGUGUACGUAUAUCCUAAAUGACCUAAGUGGUGAUGGUAUCACAAUAAUAGAAAGUAGUGUGGUCUUACAAAGAACACGCCACCUACCUUCCCAAUCAUCAUACACUUUCACUGUGCUGUAUAUUACGCGCAACGGUCGAUCGUAAAUAUUAUAUCACUUAUGAUUAAUAUGAGAAACAGAACAUUUUAUAGUACAAUAUUUCAGUUUGUUUUAUUUAUAGAGAUAAAAGGAGCAAUAAACCGUUGAUGUAUUCAUCUCA
Ooceraea biroi (clonal raider ant) is the source of this 4718-nucleotide messenger RNA. It is a transcript of the gene DCTN1-p150, whose product is annotated as dynactin subunit 1. Lineage: Eukaryota; Metazoa; Arthropoda; Insecta; Hymenoptera; Formicidae. The record is from RefSeq and is a predicted model, not a curated record. Gene Ontology annotation, biological process: nuclear migration; establishment of mitotic spindle orientation. Gene Ontology annotation, cellular component: kinetochore; microtubule associated complex; spindle pole.